AUGUUAAAGCCCGUCAGCUUGAGCUGUGGCCAAUCUGGAUGCCUGGUUUGCCUUAGACAACUCACCAAAUCCACAGCAAAUCCGAAGUGCCCUAUGUGUCGGAGGGAAUUUCAGGCUUCGACUAUUUCUGUCAAUAUCGCCCUCGACCUCAUCACAAGCGAACUUGCUGUGGAGUGCCAAAGUCAAGGAUGUGACUGGAAGGGGAAAUAUGCAAGGGCACGAGCGCACCAAAAACAUUGCCCCAACCUGCUUGUGAAAUGUUCAAACGUGGGAUGCUCAUUCCGUGAGGCUAGAGGAAAAAUGCCACAGAACGAAAAAUCUUUCAGCAAGAGGUGGUGA
Molecule: messenger RNA, 339 nt
Organism: Porites lobata
Lineage: Eukaryota; Metazoa; Cnidaria; Anthozoa; Scleractinia; Poritidae
Source: the annotation of a GenBank genome assembly